AUUCAAGUUCUCCAAUUACUAAAUAACAGUACUUAAAGUACCAUUUUUCCCUAUGAAAGUAUGACAGUCAUUGAAACUUUGAUAAAGGGUUUAUGAGAAUAUUACAAAAUCUGAUUCAGAGAUACUGUGUAUUAACAUGACAUGUUGUGCAGAGAAUUGUCCAAAUCGUUUAGGAAAUGAAGUUUCUUUCCCGAAAGUUCUAAAAAAAAUUCCAAAGAAUGAAGAGUUACGAGCAAAGUGGAUAUAUCAAAUUAAUAGACCGAAUUACAAAUUUGAUACAAACAGCUAUGUUUGCGAGCAGGUAUCUUGCAGUAAUGUUAUUAUCUAAAAUUUAGUUUAAUUGGUGCAUGUAUUUCAUGGAUUUAUAGUUUCACUUCGCACCUGACCAAUGGGAGAACAUAGAUGCUUGGCAGCUGAAAAGGACUGCAGUACCUACAUUGUUUUGCUUCUGCCCUAAAAACAGAUUACCCCUCAAAUUAUGCGAGAACUUAAUUCAUGACCACCACUAUUCGUCAUCCCCAUUUUUACCUGCGAGAGUAUUGUCACCUGUAACUACAAGAACAGUCUCCCAGAUAGAUCAUUUGUAUUGCAAUGAGAAAGAAAAUGAGAAGUAUAUAAACCCAAGGAAGAGAGACAGACCUUUUAAAGGAAGUCAAGUUGAUCAUGAGUAUGCUUGUCCCAUGAAAUUACGAAUAAUAGACCAUGAUUACACAAUGUUGUUACCCUACAUAAGAUGGACAUGAGGAGUUUAUACCUAUCACGAAUAUAAGCAAGACUGAAGGAUUAGCCUACUUUACUUCCUUCUUAAAGUACUUUUACAGAACCCUUUAUCGAGUACUGUAAACACAGAUUUCACUUAUUCAAACAAACAUUCCUUAAAUACAAUAAAAAUCUCAUGUUCCGCGUCGAAUUCGGAAAAAAGGGAAUCAAGUGAAUUUGGAACUAAAGUUCACAACAUGAACUCUCUUUGACCAUAAUACAAAGGCAGACAAAAUAAAAGGCAAAUACAUCCUAAUUCGCAUUUUGAAACUUAACACAGUACUCUCCGAAGGAGUCAUGUCCGGAAAGCACCUACGUGAGACGGAAGGUUAACCUAACCCGCCUCCUGCACCAUGUUCAAAUAUAGACAAGAUAGGAAUCUCGCGAUAAUUCUACCUCACACGUACCGGCCGGUGAUACCACUUCUUAGGAGAUGAGGUAGGAAUUAUUUUCACUACAAACUUGAGCAUUGUUCCACCGAUGGCGCCACUGAUACAAAUUCUUAAGAUUACUCGCUCACUUAGCGGCUUAGUGAGCGGCGGCAUUUAUGGAUGCACCCAAUUAAUCGAAUGUUACAAAUUCGAACUAUUUACGUGAAGUUAUAUAUAAACAUAUAAUUAGAUGAAUUUGAUAAUUAGAUAAAAAGCAGGUAAAUUAUUUCAGGGUAUAUAUAGACACUAAUAUUAAAAGUUUUAACAGAAGUAUCGAGUCUAUAUCUUACUAUGUAGCGAGCAGGUGCAUCCACCGUGCAGAUAAUAUCUCUGUGGUUUUACGUACAGCGUCGUACAGUCCCGUUCUGACGUAACAUCGUUACGUCAGAACCUAACUGUAGCACGCAAAAGGGAUAGUACGCGUGGGUGUACUGGACGGAUGAAUACAGAGGGGGGCAGGGAAACGCAUGGAGAAGGUGGAACGUCAAUAGGAGAAUUCUUUGGGUGCAGGGUGGGGAAGAUCGUGCGAAAAGAGGGGCGAACGUAGGAGUUUGCGAUCAAAGAGGGAUGGAACCAGGGCCGUAGCAAUCGGGGCACCAUCGCGUAUAUAAUACUUUUACAUGAGGAUAUAUGUGAGCAAAAAAGAAAUUAGGCGUCCUCGGAAAUUGAAAAUAAUAUUUACUGCGCAUAAAACUUCAACAACGAUGUUUUCGAGAACUGUGCCUUAGCGCAUCUAUUUUUACCAGAAGAAUUUAAAUUAAAUUUUUUAAGGUAAAAGCUUUUCUUCGUAAAAGUGCAAAAACAAAAUGUUUUCCGCGAAGAAAAGUAUAAGUUCGAAUGAAGAAAUAGAGAAUUUUCAAUAAUGGAAGUUAAGAGACAGAGGCAGGAAGAGAGGGAGAGAUUUGAAGUUAUUUAAGAAAGGAGAAAUGUUAAAAUUUUACUAUAAGAUAUGAAAGUAUAAAUACUAAAGUUACACUUAAAUAUGAAAGCAUGAAGUGUCAAAGUUACACUUAAACACGAAGGAAAUCCUCCACCCUUCAAAAAAUAAAUUCCAAGAAACUUUCGAAGCUUUUUGUACCCAUUCGACCAUGUCUCUAACUUCAGGAGAGUUGAGUUAUAGCACCCGGUAAACUAUAACGACUAGACAACCCUUGUUUUUACGACUCCAUAGCCUUUUAUUAGACAAGAUUCUUCAGCAUCCCUUGUUUUCUCUUUACGACUACGGUACUGCCGCGAACGACACGCUGGGGGUGAAAGCCAGCGUAAGUACAGCCAGUUAUGUUUGCCUCGCAUAGUUUUCGGGGGUGUUUCACGUGGAGAUCUCCGGGACAGAAUAAUUCAAGGCAUUUACUAUAAUAGCCACGGUGAAAAUUAUCGAUCGAUGUUUCCCUGACAGCGAACGUUUCGUUGCUGGAACGUGCCCCACCUGAAUUAACAACCUCGUUCCCCUGCGACCAGUACAAACAGGAGGACGAUUUAACUUCUAUGUUUCAAUCUACUUUUCAAAUAUCGCAGAUUUUCAUUUAGGGAAAAUGGAGGAAAAUCAAUAUUCCAGUUGGGGGGGGGGGGGGGGUCAGGGAAUGACCCAAGAGAGGAUUUUAAUUAUAAAUAAGUAUUAACAGAGAACAAUAGAAGCUAUUUAAGCUUCAUUGAAGCUCAUAAAACCUCACCAAACCUCAAUUGUAUCGAAGAAUAGGGUAGGAUUGUAUCCAUUCGAAUAUCUACGGUGUUCUGAUGAAUUAUUUUUUAGAUAUACACAGCAAAAUAUAGAUAAUAUGUACAUAAAUACAAACAAAUAUACAUAAUUCGUCCUAAAAUUAAUUGUUAUCAAUGGGUGAUUUAAUUUAAUUAAUUCAAUUAAACCUAACAGGUUUCAAUUUAUCAAGACCUAACCCAGAAAUAUUCCCAAGUAUUGCUAGCAGUUAACCUAUCAAAGUAAGCUUAAAUUUCCUCUGGAAGGCGAACAAUUCCACUUAAUUUCUGCACGAGCCAGCCAAUGCUCGUCGUUAAAUCAUCCGGAAUCAUUUGAAUCGCGGAGGGUUGGUUUCACCUUUCCAACACCAUUGUGCCAAGUCUCGCAUCGCCUCGGUGUUCAGGAAUUCCCGACUUCCGGGCUUAGGAGCCGGAUCAAAACAAGUCCUGUCCAUUCAACCAGGCCGGAAAGACAGACACGGUCUAGAUAAACGCGUAUCUAGAUAGCACGUCUGCGUACAAACGUUCAGCCAGGGGUGGUUCCGAUGCCACGAUGCGACUGGGGUGGCCAGGACAGAGGGGAUAAGCUGUCGUUGUCGUAGGGGUGGCCGUCAGGAAUGUAUCAUUUCUAAGGUACCGUUUGUGUCGUAAUCGAGUGUCCACUGAAGACAAAGGUGAAGUAUCGAUACAGAAACAUUUCAACAAAAUUGAAUGAACGCCAUUGGGUUAUAUGAGCUUAGUAACUCGAGACUACCUAAAAUGGAACUACGUAUAGGAAAGCUACCUAAAGCAAAGAAAUGUGAAGCAGAGCUGCCUUUAUUGGAGCAUAGCAACUCAAAGCUGUAUAAAGUUCUAAAGCUAUCUAAUGCUACUCAACAAAAUUUCAAUAUCCAUGUCAACUUCAAAGUGUCAGAUGUCAAUGUUAUCGUUCAACUGACUUUUAUGUACAUUCCACCCGGACCCAGUGUGACGUCUCCAACGAUAGUUCGAUCUUGUUAGCGUCGAGGGUCCCCAUGAGCAAGUGGCCAAGAAAUUCCGUUUAAAUGUUUUAGUGGUUCGGAAGGAAUUGCAGAAGUUUGGUUAAUCGAUAAUCGUCUGGAACCCUGGCAAGAUUAAAUUUGCGACCCGAAUAACAAUCAGAUUAGGGUGAUCCAUAGCAUGGAAAUUCGUUGGUAACGAAUUAACAAAAGUGGCCAUUUGUCAGACGCGAGAAGUGGAAAUUGUUGAUGACCGGGAACGAUGAUCAGGAAGAGCUUCUGGUUUCUUGCUUAGCCUCAAGCUAGAGGGAUGAUUGAUCAUGGCAUUCUCUUGGAGGAAACUUUCCAUCCGGGGAUGACGUAUUUUCAACCCUGUUCUGUGAUUGGUCCAUGAAUUAGACCGUUAGAUAAAUAUUUGAACGAAUGUUGCAUUGAUAGUGGAAUAUCGAUACGUGACGUAGGAAUAGUGAUGGAAAGAAGGUUGGAGUCCUAGAGAAAAGGAAGAAGAAGAAGAAGAAGAAGGAACCUAGAGUACUAGAAGCCUUAAAGAAAAAGAAGAAGGCAAAAAUCGCAAAGAUCGCAAGAUUAUAAAAAUAUUCAGAAAUUAACAAAAUUUUAGAAAGGACAGGGCACCCCUGAAAGUUGUACAGAGUUGUAUUUUAUUGGCCACGAAAGGGGAAGCAUGGCACAGCAUCAACGACGAAGCCCAUAGAGGGGAUGGCUCAGGGGUUGCUAGUAAAGGAAUUGACCAAACAUAAUUUUGUUCGAUGUGUUCAGUUUGGUAAGUUUUGUCUGUUUGCCAAUAUCGUACAGUUUCAUUCAAUUACUAAGAAUUUUGUUCAAUUUUUUUGUUCAUUUUGUUCAACUUUUGUUCUACUUUUGUUUGAAUUUCGCCCAGUUUUAUUCAAUUUUGUUUAAUUUCCUUCCGUCCCUCCGAUUUUCAUUCAGUCUUCACCAAUCGGUCUCCAAAUCCCGACACGUUUCAACAAUCUACCCCAAACCCUUCGAACACCAAUAAACCCCAUAUUCCCAUUCCCUGAAAAUUCCAACAUCCUCUUCCACCUUAUCCAACAAAAACAAACCACCAACCCACCGACCAUCCCCUGAUAACACCAGGUUCAUUUCCAUCGCUAACAACCAGGGUGUCCUGUCAACCGAAGGGGAGCACCUUUAAGAGUGGGAGAACCAUCGGUAGUGGGAGGUUACCUCUCUCACCUUUCCGACAACCACCAAACACGACCAAGGCGUUUAUGGAAGGAGCGGGAGGGGGCGUCAGUAGGGUGGGGGGCGUCAGUAGUUACCCCUCCAUCAUUCUCAGCAAGGACCAAGCACGACAGAGACUCCUACGGAGACCAAGAGUGGGGGUCUCCCCCUCUCGCGCUUUCCUACAAGGACCAAGCGCAAACCGAGACGCACCGCCAAGAGUGGGGGGCGUCAGUAGUGGGCGUUUGCCCCUCCGCGGCUCUCACCAAGGGGCAAUCGCGCAGGGGCGGAGUGGGGGCCCCGCGGAGCGUAACUCAGCAGCACCCUUAGUGUGUGUCGCACUAAAAUGUGACUCUGGCCAAGCAGUACCGGUCGCCGUGUGUGUCGUUUGAGCGUGCGAGCGAGAGCGAGAGCGAGAGAGCGAGAGAGAGAGAGAGAGAGAGAGAGAGUCGUGCGUGUCGGAAUUUCUGUUAGUUUAGAAGAAUCCAGGCACGUAUCCAAGUGAACGGGAACGGGGUGGCCGUCGAAGAGGAUCAUCGCCGCAGCCAAGAGGGUGGACGACGACAGUACUGGCCCCCGUAUCAGGCCAGCCGUCGUUGGGGGAGCCGAAACAUAUCGUCUUAUCAGCGAGGAACGCCUAGUGGAGGGCAGCCAUAAGUUGACCGCGAGUAGAGUAGCAGAGAUCGAACCUGAAGGAGCCGACGUGCCAGAGGAUCCCCAUAGAGCGGAGGGUGGAACUCCUGGAGGCGAAAAGAGUGAAAGACGAGACGAUGUGCGGGUCUAAUUGAGCGUAGUCCGGGAACUGGUAUAGUUAGUGGACACGCAUAAGACGUGUGCACACACAGACGCACACAGGGGGUGAAACGUAGGUGCAUUAGGCGCGUAGCGACCCAGGGAACGCGACGGGGGCUACCUGGGGUUCGUCGACGGGGUGUUGUAAUCGUUAUCGUCGCGGGUCGCGUUUCUACGGUUAGAGUUUGUGUGUUGAAUAGGGGAGCUUGGGUGUCCACCUCGAUGACUGCUCGGGAUUAGUUUACUUCGUAACGUUCUACCGCGAACUGUGAUUCUUUGUGCCGUGGAAGAGGAGGGGAAGGAGUGGUUACUUCGACACGGAGCAGAAAGUCAGGAAAAAUGAAGCUGGAAUUGGAUAGGGAGAAGGGCCUGGAGCUCAUUGGGAAGUUCAUUCGAACGAAGAAUGUGGAGAGUCUUCAGGGUGACCAGGGGAAGGCUGGACCCGAGCCACUUCAUCCGACUGACUCCAAGCAGAAAUUACAGAAGUGCCUGACGACUCUGGACCUGACGUCUUUGGGAGUUGGCUCCUGCGUCGGGACAGGGAUGUACCUAGUCGCUGGAAUGGUGGCUCGCAGCGUCGCCGGACCUGGCGUCGUCAUCUCGUUCAUUAUUGCAGCUAUUGCUUCCAUUUUGUCCGGAGCGUGUUACGCCGAGUUCGGGGUGCGGGUGCCCCACACAUCAGGCAGCGCUUACGUGUACAGUUACGUGACAGUAGGCGAGUUAAUAGCAUUCAUUAUUGGAUGGAACAUGGUGCUGGAGUACCUUAUAGGUACGAGCGCGUGUGCCUGCGCCCUUAGCGCCUGCCUGGACGCCCUUUCCGAUGGCGCCGUUUCCGGCGCGAUAGCCAGCAGCGUCGGAACCAUUUUUGGCCGACCACCCGAUUUCCUGGCGUUCGUCAUCACCAUAUUGAUGAUGCUGCUGAUGGCCGCGGGCGUCAGAAAAUCCCUCAUGUUCAAUAACGUGUUGAAUGUCAUCAACCUCUCGGUCUGGGUGUUUAUCAUGACGGCGGGAAUGUUUUACGUGGACAGCGACAACUGGUCCGAGCACAGGGGCUUUCUUCCCUACGACUGGAGCGGUGUGUUCACCGGUGCGGCGACGUGUUUUUACGCGUUCAUCGGCUUUGACAUAAUAGCAACCACCGGCGAGGAGGCGACCAACCCCAAGAGGAGCAUCCCCCUCGCGAUAGUCUCGUCGUUGUUCAUAAUUCUCAUCGCUUACGUCACCAGCAGCAUGAUGUUGACGCUGAUUGUUCCAUACGACGAAGUGGAUCACGAUUCAGCAUUGGUGGAGAUGUUUGGCCAGGUUGGAGCCUACAAAUGCAAAUACAUCGUCGCGGUUGGUGCUCUGGCUGGAUUGACGGUUUCCAUGUUCGGCACCAUGUUCCCCAUGCCUAGGAUAGUCUACGCCAUGGCCCAGGAUGGCCUUAUAUUUAGGAGUCUGGCCCAAGUGUGGCCAGCAACGGGCACUCCAGCCCUGGCGACACUCACUUCCGGUUUGUGUGCAGCAAUGGCCGCCCUGCUGAUCCAGCUCGAGGUCCUGGUGGAAAUGAUGUCCAUCGGUACCCUGCUGGCCUACACCCUGGUGUCCACCUGCGUGCUGAUCCUGCGCUACCAGCCGCACACCACGAACCUGGUGGAGCUCCUACCGCAGAGCCUGAAGACGCCUUGUCGAACGCCAACGAAAGAAACUCAGGGAAACGGUCAAGUGACCUAUGGCAAGGAGCUUCGACCUGAUCAAUUGACCACUGCUCUGAACACUGUCCAAGCGUCGCAAUCGGAGCUUGCAGCGGCCAACAAUGGCCAACGUAUCAUGGUGAGACGAGUGAGGAGAGCCAACAGCUCUUCGCCAGACUCCGACGACACUUACGGAGCAGAGGAGGACGAGGUAGGAUUGGGGAAGGAUGACCAGUAUUUGGUCAGCGAUAGAACCGAGAAUAAAUUCUACGGAAGCGUACACGCAGCUGCGGCAGCGUCCAGUUGCGGAAGCGCGCAUCAAUAUCCAGGAACAACGCCGAUAAUAGGGCCGCCAUUGAAUUAUCUUCAGCGCCGUCUUCAGGCAGCACAGUACCUAUGUCCUGCAAUUUUCCCUUGGGUGGACCGAGGCCCAGCGACGGAGGCGUCUGGACGCUACGUCAUGAAGCUAGUAGGGAUUCUCUACCUUCUGAUCCUAAUUUUCGAUCUGAUUAUCGUUUGUGGCAUGGGAAACAUGGGAACAUUCACCACGUUAUUAAUGUUCAUUUUCCUCUUCGCCAUAAUUGGAGUGUUGCUCGCCAUCAGUAGAAAGCCACAAAACAGGAACAGCAUGAUGUUCAUGACCCCGGGACUGCCAUUCGUCCCUGCGAUCGCUGUCACCGUGAAUAUAUACCUCAUCUUCAAGCUGAGCAUCUUGACUCUCGUCAGAUUCACGGUGUGGAUGAUACUUGGCUUCAUCAUGUACUUCUACUACGGCAUCAAGCACAGCAGCCUGGAGGAGGCCAGCGCGUCCGAGACCCAAGAAGAGUCCGUGACAGCAGGUAACAUAGAGCUGACGGUGACGGAUACUCAAAGACAACAACCUCAGCAUCCGUCGUCCUACUCGACGACCGAUCGCAACAUCUACGAAGGCCAACAGCUAGACGCGUUCGGUCAGCCUGUGUUCGGCAGCACGAACUUCGGUGGGACACCUAGCCAAAGGCCAACCACAGCUACUGGCCAGCCACUCUUCGUCGAUCAGGGGAACUUCCCCACCUGGGACGACUGAGUGCUGAACGAAAUCCACACAAAUAUAUAUAUUUGAAGAUAUAAGAUAAAUUAUUACGCAAGCCUGACAGGCAUCGAAUGUUCGCCGGCGAAUAAAUGACCCUUGGAGCUCGCGGUGGGCCCUGGCCUCUGGAUCAUGAUCGAAAGAUGAUGAGACGUAGCGUUGGUCCUUCGAGAGACUGUUUUGUAUUUUUAGUUGGGUAGAGGGCUGGAGAGCAGUGGCGAUGAGUUUUUAGAUGGUGUCUUACGUUGUGUUUGGAUUCUUUGAGAGCAGAGUGGUGGUCUAUCUUCUUGGGCCCUCGAAAGAGAUUCUUGGGAGGGUUCAUCAUCCUGUUUCUCUUUGGAUUUUCAUGUUCCGUUAUGGAAUGGUACAGUUGGGAGGCGUGGUAAUUAUUUAGAAUUGGGAGGGGGCGAGGUUGAUAUGCUGAAGGCCUUUAUCCUAUAAUUUUGUUGAAUAUUGAUGUGGCUAAGCUCAAAGCUCUGGGGUAGUUUUUGAAGUAGCACUGUCGAGAGUUUUUGUUUUGUAAAGAAAUUCAUCUAGCUCAAAGCUCUGGUAGCUUUCCAUUUAGCUCAAAGCUUAAGCAGCUUUCUACCAUCGAAAAAAUUCGGGUUAUUUGAACAUAAUUUGAUACAAUGUUCCUUUAAUGUCGUCAACUUUAGAUUAUUGGUGGUGGUAGGUCUUAAACUUUCCUCCUGAGGAACCUAACUCAAAGCUCCGGUGGCUUUCCAUUUAGCUCAAAGCUCAGAUAGCUUCCCACCAUCAAGAAAAUUUGUUUUGUUUGGACAUCAUUGGAUCGAAAGCUCAUUUAGUUCCUUCGACUUUAAAUUGUUGAUGGUAGAAGGUUGUAAGCUUCCCUUCCAAAGGAAUCCACCUAGCUCAAAACUCAGGUAGCUUUCCACCAUGAAUAAUAUUUCUUGUGUUUGGAUAUUAUUUGAUCCAUAGUUCCUUUAGUACCUUCAGCUAUAGAUUGUUAAUGGGAAAGGUUUUAAGCUAUCCUUCUAAGGGAAUCCACCUAGCACAAAGCUCAGGUAGCUUUCCAUUUAGCUUAAAGCUCAUUUUGCUUUCCACCAUCAAGAAUAUUUAUUCUGUUUAGAUAAUCUUUCAUUUAGAGGUCAAUUACUAUCAGAAACGCACUGAUUUCUAGCUUUGCCCAGGUGAUUCCAUCUCGAUGACCUCGAGGAAUGGUCCUUUUUUCAUAGAAAAUGGUCAUCAUGUUGGUCGAUGAUCGAUCAGGCAAUGCUGCUUCGAAAUUCCGAGCUUCCCUGACAGAUUUCGCUUCUCAGCGAACGAGAACGUCAAUUUCCAAUCAAUCCUGAUCGAUCAUUGCCAGGGAUGCACCUUCAGGAUCCUCAGCCGAUCACCUACUCUUCCGAACAGGGCCGUGCUUAGGCAUUUCAACACCUGGUUCGAUAACAGAACCCUUUAUCUAUUUGUUUAAAGUGUAAAACAUUUUUUUGGAUUUUGUUGAUAUAUAUAUAACAGUUUCUAGUAAAAUGGAUUUUUGAAUUUUGUUCAAAAGCGUUUGAAAGGUGCUGCAAACUUUUUUAAAUAAAUUAAAAUUGAAGAUUGCAGCUGUUCAUUGAUAGUCAAAUUAUGAGUACCAUAUUUAAAUUUGAGAAACUAAAAAUUACGUGAGUUAAAAAUAGAAUUGAGAAAAGAAUUUGAUGAAUUUAAAAAAUGUAAAACAUUAACAAAAAUUUUAAGAAUUCAACGUUUUUAGAAAUUAUAAGAAUUAAAAAGAUUUGUUCUGCAAUUGGAAAUAUUCGUCUAUAAAAAAUUCUUAUACUUUUUAAAAUAAAUGACACUAUUCUCUAAAGAAUAUUAUCAACCAAAUAAUUAAUUUAACUUCGUUUAACGUACUUCGUUAAUUUCAUUUCAAGGGUGUCCUCGUGCCUAGUCGCGGUCCCGCACUCGAGAAUUAAUUUAAAACCAAAGCAAAACGGCGUAUCCGCGAGCCUCCUACAGGGACGUACUUGUUGACUACUGUUUUCGGGACGAAUGUAGCAAAUAAUUUUCCGCGGCAAUAUUUAUUAUCCUAGUUGUAUAAAGAGAUUAAAAAAAAAAGGGGGGGGGGAUCGUCGUUGACGAGGCAGAGUCGUCGAAGCACAGAACGGAAUGCUUAAUAAAAAAAAAAGCUGCAGGGGAUGAAAGGUGGGGGAUGAAUGACGAGACCAUUAUCAUUCCUAGCAUAAGGCGAAACUUGUGUUUUCCAAAAGAGCAUUUUAACUGCUAAGAGAUAAGUUUAAACGUACCGCUAGUCACGAGAGAAAAAUAAAGAGAGAGUAAAGAGGGAAAAGUGAACGCGUGUGUGUACGUGCGUGUGCGUAUGUGGGUGUAUGUGUGUGUAAGAGAGAGAGAGAACUGGCAUGAAACUGAAAAAUUUCGUUCCUGAGUGGAUCGAUAGGAAACGAAGAAAAUUAUCGAAAAAAAAACCACAAAAAAAAGAAUACUUGAAAAAAUAUAUUUAACUUGCCUAAAUCUAGUCUUUCCCGUAAGAAGGAAGUUUAGCGUAACGUACUGUAAUCCUAAACCUAAGCUUAACUGUAAACUUGCGUGCGUCUUUACCUCGAUUAACGAUUAAGGAAAAUGAAGAUCGUUUGUCCACAUUGGUCGUUCCAUCGGUUCUUUCCACGGAUCGCUUAAGGGUUGCAGCGUCCCCUGCUUUCGACGCCACUGGGAAGGGCUCAAGUACGUUUGGGUGCCGCGGGAGGUCGCUUCGAGAUUCAAAUUACCGGAAGAAAAUUAAUUAUGUUCCAAUAUAUGUUCAUCAUGUUCCAAUACUGCCCCUUACGUGUAAUUGUUUUUAGUAUUUAUCGUAUAUGUAUAUACCUAGACGAAACUUGCACAGAAAUUUCUUUUUGUUGAGACUAGCUGCCUGUGAGAGAGAAGUAUGUACAUAUCUUAGGGCUUCGUUAUACGCAGGAAGGAUGUUUGGAAAUAUAAUAGUGAAACAAAUGAUGAUUUGAGAGUCAAACAGGUAUUUGCACACUUACUGUUUGUAUGAUAGAUUUAUUUUUCUUAUUGAACGGGAUUUGGGAAAGAGAAAAGGGGGAAAAGGAAAAAGGGAAAGCGAAGAUGGAAAAGGGAAGAAGGAAAGAGGAAAGAGAUGCAGGAAAAGGAAAGAAGGAAAGCGAGAAAGGGGAAAGAGACUAAGGAAAAGCGAAAUGGAUAUAAGAAAAGCGGAAAAAAUCAUGGAAAUAGGAAGAGGGAAAAGGAAAAUGGAAAUGGGAAUAAGGAAACAAAUCUAGAACCGAUAUUGACAGAAAAGAAAUAGGAAACUUCUCGAAGGGGAAAUGUAAUAGACAGGUCAGCUUCCAGGGGGGGCAGCCCACGUACUUUGCGUCUCUCCGUUUCUUCUAUUCUCAGAUCUACAUAUCGAUCGGUGAUCUAUUUCACAUAUCAAUCUGCAACUUUUGCAGGGAUGGCAUCCGUGAGACUGUAGAGAGAAUGUAGCGAGAGAAUGCUCGAGAUUGAUCUAUAUAUUUAUCUUUAAGUAUUAACGCGUCUGUUAAAAUUUUCUAAUAUAUAUAUAUAUUAUAUAUAUUAUAUAUUAUAUACAUGUAUUAUACAUACGUACGACGAGAUACUUUUUAUGAGGAUGGUUCGAUCGAGAUCGAUUGAUCCAUAGAGGCUACUGCAUUAGGCUUUUCAGUUAUUAAUCUUAACUCCCUAUAACGUCGACAUGGAUUGCUACUGCUAGAGAAAGGGGAAAUCAGUAAAAUGGAAAAUAAGGAAAGGAACAGGAAAUAUGAAAAAUUAGAAGUGGAAAUAAAGAAAAUGAGAAAAGGGAAAUGGAACACUGUAAACGUAAAUGAAUGAACUGAACUCCCCGACUCUAUCUAACAGUUUCUCCAAUCCACUGUUAGCAGCUAGAUCAAAUGUUAAGCCAUUGAGGCAAUUUAAGUGACAAUAUUUUCCAUUUCCCAGUAAUCCAUUGAAUUGUUCAAACCAUAAGUUAACAUAGUAUAUAAAAAAAACACUUGCCCACUAAUAACAAACGAAGAAGACGUUUGAAAAUACAGAGAAGCGAUCAAAGACACUUCUUCGAGUCCCGGGGAUUAAUUUAAUGUCAAAAGUGAAACCUCGGUAGAAAAUGGAUUCUAUGCAAGUACGUUCAACAGUGAUACUCCCUGGUACAUUAGCUCCAACGUAGAAAAAGUCUCUUCCCUUUGAAUUUGAAUGCAGAAGCGAUUCUCUGAAAUUGACAUAUCUAGACUUUCCUAUUACAUAUCUAGACUUUCCUCGACCAAGAAACGAAUUGACUACGAAUUUUCCAUCGAACUCGAUCCAUAUCUUCUUGUAGACUUCUCGGGUCUUCCUGGAGACUAUCAAUUCCCCAGACUUCUGACGAAUUUUCGAAAUAUUUUUGGAAAAUCUUGGGAGUCGUUUCAAGAUUUCGAACAAUAUUCCUUCUUUGCUAAUUGGUCCUUUCAAUGGCACAACGAUAGAUCGCUAGGGAUUUCUUUUGUUGUUUCUUGGAAGAAGUCUCGAGAGCCUCUCACUGGAAAAUAUCAAAGAAAAUGGGGCCGAAAAAAUAGAAUCUUGGCGCGACGUAUUGCUAUUUGCUUCUUUUGGUUAGCAUUUCAAAUUCUUGUAUAAAAGGAAAUGGCCUAUUGUGUGGCUGCAGGAUGAACCUUGAACGCUUUUCAGGAACACGAGGAGGUAGAAAGUUAGUAGGGAAGAUGAAAUCAGUGGUGAAAUGAUUCAAAUGGUAUCGUUCCAAACAAGUAAUACGGUAUUAUCAUUUUCUGAAACUAUUCAUUCUAUUUCUAUUGGACCUUCGAGUUUAGACUUUGGAUUCUGGUUCUUGGAUCUUGGAUCUAGGAUCUUGGAUGAAGGAUCUUGAGUCUAGAAUACUAGACUCCUUGGACCUUAGAUAUCUCAUACCACAUUAAUCGCUUCGUUCAAGACGCAGAUACUAUUGUCAAUGAAUCUUAAGUGAUUGUCUUCGCUGCUUUCUCGCUUCUUCUUUUAUUAUAUCUGAAUCCUUGUCAUCUAAAACGAUUGUUUCUGCAAAACAACUGCGAUCGUAUCAGUGAAACAAAGAUCUACUAAAGUUCCAUUAAAACGAAAUACUUUUCGAAAAUGUCUACACUUUCAUUGAAGGCAUCAAGUGGACAUGGAAAAAAAAGGUAAAUAGGAAAUAGAAAGUGGGAAAUUUGGAAUUGGAAAUUAGAAAUGAGAAAUUUGGGAUUAGUCGAGGGACGAAGAGUAGCGAAAAGAAUGAGUGUAUUAGUAGCGAGAAGGUGAGAGUGAAACAGAGCAAAAGGGAGAGAAUGAGAGAGAGUGCAAGUGAUCGGUGUACAUCUUAUGAUUUGUUUUCUUCUCUCGGGAAAACCGCAUGUUGAAGAGAUAUGUGCGCACCAGAAGGACAGAAUUUUCCAUGUAAUAUAUAUACCCUUACGUAACUACGUUGUUUAAUAUUGAUAAGGAUCAAAAAUAAAAGUGAUUAUUCAGAAACUAA
Hylaeus volcanicus is the source of this 14057-nucleotide messenger RNA. RefSeq names its product cationic amino acid transporter 2. Gene Ontology annotation, biological process: amino acid transport; transmembrane transport. Gene Ontology annotation, molecular function: amino acid transmembrane transporter activity. The record is from RefSeq and is a predicted model, not a curated record. The transcript has 17 exons. Gene Ontology annotation, cellular component: plasma membrane. Lineage: Eukaryota; Metazoa; Arthropoda; Insecta; Hymenoptera; Colletidae. The coding region runs from base 6194 to 8593 and encodes 799 amino acids.